Molecule: messenger RNA, 1785 nt
Organism: Cyanidioschyzon merolae strain 10D
Lineage: Eukaryota; Rhodophyta; Bangiophyceae; Cyanidiales; Cyanidiaceae
Product: probable metal ion transporter
Exons: 1
Coding region: 1-1785 (594 amino acids)
Biological process (GO): metal ion transport
Cellular component (GO): membrane
Molecular function (GO): manganese ion transmembrane transporter activity; cadmium ion transmembrane transporter activity
Source: RefSeq, a predicted model, not a curated record
AUGUCGGGUGAAACGAUCGAGUGUAUGCCGAGUGCAGAGCUUCAACAGUUGCCUGGGUCGGUGACUUGCUCUGAUAGUCCAGUCAAGGCUCCCGACAGUGAUGAUUCGGAGAUCGGCCAGACACCAGCUGAUAUGGUGCCGAAAUCGAAGCCUCUCGCGAAAGCAGACCCUAGCCCGGUGCAGCACAGCUUCCGAGCGCGCUGCAAAGCGUGGCUGAAAGAGCUCCUUCGUUUUGCUGGUCCAGGAUGGCUGAUAUGUAUUGCACUUAUUGACCCCGGUAACUACGAGGGUGACAUUCAAGCCGGAGCCGGGUACCAAUACGCGCUCAUUUGGAUCAUCUGGUGGGCGACCAUCGCCGAGAUCUGCAUUCAGGCGCUCACCAUUCGACUUGGGCUGUAUGCACGCCGCGAUCUCGGGCAAGCGUGCCGGGAAACCUACCCACGCUGGGUUACGAUCGCGCUGUGGAUCCUGUCGGAGAUCGGGAUGAUGGCCACGGAUCUGCUGCAGGUCAUCGGCUUUGGGGUCGCAACAGAGAUUUUGUUUGGAAUUCCGCUCUAUGCAGGUGUCCUGCUCUCGUUUGCGACGACGUUGUUGCUCUUGUCCACACAGUAUGUUUCGUUUCGGCUGCUCGAGAUAAUUGUCAUCGUGUUGGUGUUCAUCAUGUCGAUUACUUUUUUCAUUCAGUGGGGCAUGGUCGACACCGACGGUGCGGCGCUUUUGCGCGGAUGGGUUGUGCCCAGCAUCCCCAGCGGCUCCGCGUUGAUCUUACUAUCGCAAAUCGGUGCAUCCGUGAGCCCGCACAAUGUUUUCCUGCAGUCGGCCCUGGUCCAGACUCGGACAGUGGACCGCACCAAAAAGGCGCUCCGAUCAGCGACGAUGUUCAACAUCAUCGAAAUGACGAUUCCGAUGAUGUUGGCUUUCGUGGUGAAUCUGGCAGUCAUAGCGCUCGCUGCUCAAGGCUUCUACAAUAGUCCAGCUGUCGACGUGAAUCCGAAUGACAUUACCCUGCGCGACACAUGCAAACUCAUUCACCGAGUAUACGCCAACUCAGGCGCUGGAUGCAUCUUGUUUGGCAUCUCAUUGCUCGCGUCUGCGCAGAGUGCGACGAUCUCUGCCACGUACGCGGGUCAGAUUGUGAUGGAGGGCUUUCUGAAUAUCAGGCUCCCGUUGUGGUUGAGGAACCUGACAACGCGCACAAUCACCAUUGUACCCGGUUUGUUUAUCGCAAUAUUUGCGGGAAACAAUGGCUCGGGGCUCGCGCUUCUGAUUUCAUCAUCGAUACUGUCGGGGGUGAUCCCUUUUCUCAUAGUGCCGCUGCUCAAGUUCACGAACAGUGCUGCCUGCAUGGGUCCGUAUCGCAACUCGUGGUACGUGCGAUGGCCCAUGUGGACGCUUACGCUCGCGAUUAUCGCAGCAAACUUAUACCUGAUCGCGGGUGCUGGUGGUAAUCGAACGUUGCGCCAAGCGCUUUCCAGUGGUGGCCCCGGAAGCACCGCGGGUAUUGUGUUCACGGUGAUUAUCGGGCUACUGUACGUUGGGUUUCUGGUCUACUUGAUGCUCAGGCCCGUUGGCAUCGUCGGCGACGCGUACGACAUCGACGACGGGGUUAUGGGGCUUGUCGAGUCGGGUUUCGAGACGCACGUUCGCAUGGAACCGAAACCUGUACCGAAUGAACCGACUCGGCCCGAGCCCGCAUUUUUGCCUCCCGAUGCGCACAGUGCAGAGGAUGCUCCACUGGGGAAGAAUUUUUCGGAGCAAUCUUUGAGUGAGGACGCCAGUUCUUGA